AUGCCGUCAGUGAAAGAAGGCCGAGUCAGGAAAUUCAAAGCCAAAAAACCUCCAACAACAACCCGACGCGUCUCGAGCAAAAUCCCGCUGGUCGAACAGACUAAUGCAUUAUCCAUUGGCGACUUCAUCGCUCAAUACGUGACUCCACCUUCGCAAGCAGGAGAUUCGGCUGAAAAUGAUGCGAUUAAUCAACCGCAUCUAUUUCAAGAUCAGCUGCAGCAGGAUAUUACCCCCACACCACGCGUGGAUGUCUACUCCGCGGCAACAAUAUCCGCGGGUGAUCUAGAAGCAUGUCUGGAUCUAAUCGAGCAAACCUCAAGUGAAGCCUACAUCGCGUCGAGCACAGGCUGGUCGCGCAUCAAGAAGCGGAAAGAGAUGAAGUUGCCCGACAUGAAGUAUUUGAUUUUGCGGGACACGCCUAAUGAUUCUGGCGAUUCUAAUGUGCAAGUUCCGAGAGAGAAGGAGAGAGAUAUCGCUGACAAUAAUGCCCCAUCUCCGUCUCCGCGGGAAACCGAUGAGUCUAUCUCAUCGUGUCGCACCCGUUUUCCCAAUGUGCUUGGCUUUUUAUCAUUUAUGGUUACCUACGAGGAUGGAAAGGAGGUUGUUUACUGUUACGAGAUCCACUUGUCGCCAGCGGCCCGGGGACGGGGCAUCGGGAAAUUGCUUAUGGACCAGAUGGAGGGAAUCGGUCGUGCUGUCGGCUUAGAGAAGUCUAUGCUGACGGUUUUCAAGUCGAAUGAGAUUGCUCGGCGGUUCUAUGAGCGGCUUGGUUACGAGGUUGAUGAGUAUUCGCCCCAGCCGCGCAGAUUGCGCAAUGGGACUAUCAAGGACGUGGACUAUUUGAUCUUGUCGAAAACGUUGAAAUUGGAAUAG
This is a messenger RNA of Penicillium vulpinum, 873 nucleotides long. RefSeq names its product N-terminal L-serine N(alpha)-acetyltransferase NAT4. The coding region runs from base 1 to 873 and encodes 290 amino acids. The transcript is spliced from 2 exons. Gene Ontology annotation, molecular function: protein N-terminal-serine acetyltransferase activity; histone H2A acetyltransferase activity; histone H4 acetyltransferase activity. Gene Ontology annotation, cellular component: nucleus. The record is from RefSeq and is a predicted model, not a curated record. NCBI's taxonomy places the organism in Eukaryota, Fungi, Ascomycota, Eurotiomycetes, Eurotiales, Aspergillaceae.